GUUUGAUCUUGUGUAAACAGAGAAUGGCACCAAAGAGAAGAGCAGUGGGACGUCGUGCAAACACCAGAAGGAACCAAGUAGGGGAUGCACCAGCUGUUGGGCAAGAUCAACCACCUGUAGGUGGGAUACCUGCAGAAGCUCAGGUAGCAGCGAUUGCAGCAAAUCGUGCAGAGAUGCAGGAGCUCCAUAACAUGAUGCGUGAGAUUUUUGAUCGACCAAUGUAUGCACCCCCACCACCACCAGCACCUGGAGUUGCUGCACCUGGAGUUGCUGCACCUGGAGUUGCUGCACCUGGAGUUGCUGCACCUCAGCACCAUCAGCCACCACCACCUGGAGUUGCUGCACCUCAUAAACGUACAUGGGAUAACCGUGAUGCAGGACCAAGUCAUAACCGUUACCCCAAGUGUACCAGGAGACCAAGGGCUUGAUGUUGAGAAAGAUAAAGUUUUAAAUUAAAU
Molecule: messenger RNA, 458 nt
Organism: Arabidopsis arenosa
Lineage: Eukaryota; Viridiplantae; Streptophyta; Magnoliopsida; Brassicales; Brassicaceae
Source: the annotation of a GenBank genome assembly